Molecule: messenger RNA, 3958 nt
Organism: Polyodon spathula (Mississippi paddlefish)
Lineage: Eukaryota; Metazoa; Chordata; Actinopteri; Acipenseriformes; Polyodontidae
Gene: mapk13
Product: mitogen-activated protein kinase 13
Exons: 12
Coding region: 141-1229 (362 amino acids)
Biological process (GO): intracellular signal transduction; protein phosphorylation
Cellular component (GO): nucleus; cytoplasm
Molecular function (GO): ATP binding; MAP kinase activity
Source: RefSeq, a predicted model, not a curated record
CGUCAUUUGCAGUAACUUCAGCACAGCGCAGGCAGCUGCAGGAGUUCGUAGUGUGGGGAUCUUUUCUUCCUGUGUUUGUUUAUCUGAGCUCUGCACACAGAAGCAUGUAUUGUUAUUGAUCUGCAUUACAAGAUAGCAUAAUGAACCCCAAGAGGCUGUUUUACAGAGAGGAGAUCAAUAAAACAGUUUGGCAAGUCCCCGAGAAAUACGUGAACUUGAAGCCAAUUGGAAGCGGAGCUUACGGCUCUGUUUGUUCAGCCAUCGAUCUCAAAACGGGAGAAAAAGUGGCCAUCAAGAAGCUGCAUCGGCCGUUCCAGUCAGAGAUCUUCUCCAAGAGAGCUUAUCGGGAGCUCAGGCUGCUGAAGCACAUGAAGCACGAGAAUGUAAUCGGGCUCCUGGACGCCUUCACUCCUGCUGCCACUCUAGAGGACUUCCAGGACUUCUACCUGGUCAUGCCUUACAUGGACAUGGACCUGUCGAAGGUCAAGGGCGUGCUCUCUGAGGACAAGAUCCAGUUCCUGGUUUAUCAGAUUCUGAAGGGACUCAAGUAUAUUCAUUCGGCAGGAAUUAUUCACCGGGAUCUGAAGCCAGGAAACCUGGCCAUUAACGAAGACUGUGAACUAAAGAUCCUGGAUUUCGGUCUGGCAAGACAUGCAGACCCUGAAAUGACCGGCUAUGUGGUGACACGUUGGUACCGAGCUCCAGAGGUCAUUCUCAACUGGAUGCACUACACCCAGACUGUGGAUAUUUGGUCUGUCGGCUGUAUAAUGGCUGAAAUGUUAAUUGGCUGCACCCUCUUCAAAGGAAAGGACUACAUGGAUCAGCUUACUGAGAUCGUGAAGGUAACGGGGGUCCCAGGACCGGAAUUUAUUCAAAAGCUGGAGAGCGUCGAGGCAAAGAGUUACAUCAGAUCUCUGCCGCAUUUCCCAAGAAAAGACUUCUCCCUACUCUUCCCUAGAGCCAGCCCCUCUGCGGUGAACCUGCUGGAGAGGAUGCUGGUCUUGGAUGCAGAGCAGCGCAUGACGGCCGCAGAGGGGCUGGCUCACCCGUACUUCGAGCAGUACCGUGACCCAGAGGAGGAGACGGAGACUGCACCAUACGACGACACGCAUGAGAAAGCAAAGCUGACUGUCACCGAGUGGAAGAGGCUCUGCUUCCAUGAGGUGACGAGCUUCAUCCAGUUCCCACGCAGGGAGUCCAAGCGGAGGAACACUUUGGUGCUGACGUGACUCGGACCGCGAGAGGAACGACCUGGCUCCAACAUUGCUGAAUAUCUGCACCACCGAGUAACUAAACCCAGAAAAACAAACAACCACAGAAAUCUGCGACUGACCCAGAGCCAGUCCGUGAGGAACGUCAAAUGACUUCAUUUCACUUAGAAUUUCCACUUUGGGAGAGACAGUACACCUGCUGCAACACUAAAUGCAAUGUGUCAUCUUAAGAGUGAAAAUUCCAGUGCAGCUGACACAGUGUUGCUUCCAAGGCAGAGUUUGAAAUGGCACAUUUUGGUUUAUUCUUGAGUGAUCAUUACUGUGAUCUAACUCGAUAAAUACAAUUUCGGGACCAAAACUACAGUCUACUGCAAAACCAAAAAACAUUUCUUUAAACUUCUGCUCUUGUUGCUGAACUAUCCUUGCAAGGAAUAUAUUUAGGUUUACUUGAUAAAUGCAGUUUUAGCCUUUAUCCUCCAGCUCUUGGAAAGUUUUGGCCAAAUCUUAAAACGUCCCCUACAGCUGGAAAAGGAUCCGAUACCUGUCCUUCCGUUGCACAUGCUCGACGUCUCCUGGGCUGCUCUCUGCCAUCGUGGAUGUGAAAUAUUCAGCAAUAAGGGGUUUUAAUAUGUGUCCACCUUGUCAUCCUCUCUGCAACACAUAUUUAAAUAAUGCAUAAUAUAGCUUUUUGUAUUAGGGAUGGAUAGGUGAAAUGGUAGUCGUAUCAGCCCAGAGACGAUCCGACAGAGAGGAGAGGUGAUACAUUUAUUGGACAAGCCUCUUCUUCAGGUGAAAGCAGAAAAGAAGAGACCUUUGAGGUCUUCAACGCUUGUGAUUUAGUCCAAUAAAAGGGAUCCCCUCUCCUUUUCUUCGUAUUGUGAUGUAUUUCUGUGCUUUGUAAAGCUUUUUCAGGUUAUUUAUUUUGGCCACAAUUGACCCAUACCAUAUUUUGUCAAGCACACAGCAUAAUUCCCUGCCAGGUCUGUGCAAGAACACCGCAGUCUUCCACUUCAUUACCACACCAGAGGGUAUGGCCCACGACCACCACCAGCCUAUAGCAAUUGUGUGAACCAGGAUCAUUAUAACUUUUUAUACUCAUUUAAUGAAGGUUUUAUCUGCCACAGAUGUUCUCUAACAUGACUCUAAGGCAAGAGAUUGCCGAGCUUCAGAAACAAAUAGAAAUUCUUAGAAGCAUAUACAAAACCGAGCAGUUUCUUGAUAGUAGCUUUAACCAAAUUAAUAAUAACAACUGCUGUGAAGUUCUGUGAAGUAUUAAAUGUAUUGCCAGGUACUAUUAGUAUCAGUAGAUGAGUUGGUUAACAUCUCCAGCACCGCCAUGACUAACAUUUUAGAACACAGAUGGAAGGGUAUGAAUCUGCGUGUUCAUUACUGCAUGGAAAAGCCAUCAAGCUAAAGAUAGGAAGACUCUGUCCCACGCUAGAUCUUCAUACUAUUGCAACAAAUACAAAUAAUCCUAGGUUUCUUUUUAAUUCCAUAGAUAAAUUAGUAAAUCCACCUUCUAAUAUGUCUACCCCCACCAUUGAUUGCAAUGACUUCUUAAAGUAUUUCCAAAAUAAAAUACUGGACAUUAGAGAUCAGAUUUUACAGACUCCAUCUAUUAUGGACCAUUCUUACUUACCUGAACCAACUAGACCUGAUAGAGCGACGCUGGAGGCUUUUUCCUUGAUUACCUUAAAAGACCAGACAGUGUUAGUUCCGCAUGUGAAACCUGCUUGUUCCCUUGAUCCUAUCCUGACCAAAUUAUUAAAAGAUGUAUUCUGUGUUAUUAAUGCACCCAUUUUAACAAUUCUAAAUGAAUUGCUUUCCUGUGGUGUAGUCCCCUCAGCGUUUAAGGUUGUGGUGGUAAAGACCAUGCUCAAAAAAAAACAACCUGGACCCUAAAGCCUUUAACUAUAGGCCAAUCUCCAAUCUGCCCUUUUUGGCAAAGGUUCCAGAGAGAGUUGUUGCCAACCAAUUACACAAAUUUCUAGCAUGUAAUACCAUAUUUGAGAGUUUGUCAGGAGGUGUCCUAUCUUGGUUUAGUCCUUAUAUUUCUGGUAGGUUUCAGUUUGUCUAUUGGGGAGAUGAAGUCUGAUUUGUCAGAUGUUCUGCAGGGCUCUAUCUUGGGUCCUUUGUUGUUUUCAUUAUAUAUGCUACCAUUAUGUGACAUUAUCCGCAGGCGUGGCGUGAACUUCCAUUGCUGUGCAGGUGACACUCCUCAGCUGUACUUGUCUCUGGUUCCAGGCAAUCCUUCUACUGGGGUGCUAUCAGCUGCUCGCCUUGCUGACAUUGUGUUGGCUGUCACAGAGCUUCUUAAUGUUGAAUUCUGAUAAAACAGAGGCUGUGUGGGCUCACAGCACCAACUAAAGAAUAUCAGUUUACGUAAGCUAGAUCUUAGCAGUCUCUAAUCGGAACUAAAACUGGAAAUGAGAAACUUGGGGGUCAUUUUUUGUCCUAAUGUAUCAUCUGAGAACCAUGUUAGGAAAAUGAUUAAAGUAUAAUGUUAUCAUUUGAGAAAUAUAGAUAAACUUACACCUAUUAUUACUGUACCUGGCGCCAAGAUGCUAAUGCAUGCCUUUGUUUCAUCAACAAUUGACUCUUGUAAUGCACUUUUCUCUGGGAUUCCAAAAUGUUUGGUAUCAUCAAAUGCCACUCCAAGAAUACUAACUAAAACCAGAAAAAGUGAACAUAUCACCCCUAUCUUGGCCUCUUUGCAUUGGCUCCCUGUGCAGUUUAGAACACAUUAA